AUGCGAGGCUUUUUGGGAAAGGGCAAGAAGGAGCUGCGGCCCUUCUCGCUCAACAAGAAGGCCGCGUUCAUCUACUUCCCCGACAGCACACUCUCCAAAAAGGCACUCGAGAGGGCGGAUAACUUUUUCGAGUGGGACCAGGGCGUCCGGCUUCUGCAGGGCGCGGUAGAUGACCCGGACCCCGACGUGGACUUGCUGAGCGAUGAAGACUUCACGGAUUCGAGCGCAGGAGCAUAG
Cladophialophora bantiana CBS 173.52 is the source of this 237-nucleotide messenger RNA. RefSeq lists its product as uncharacterized. Lineage: Eukaryota; Fungi; Ascomycota; Eurotiomycetes; Chaetothyriales; Herpotrichiellaceae. The record is from RefSeq and is a predicted model, not a curated record. The coding region runs from base 1 to 237 and encodes 78 amino acids. The transcript is spliced from 2 exons.